Xenia sp. Carnegie-2017 is the source of this 4851-nucleotide messenger RNA. Its product is annotated as cyclin-dependent kinase 12-like. The record is from RefSeq and is a predicted model, not a curated record. The coding region runs from base 1042 to 4608 and encodes 1188 amino acids. The transcript is spliced from 8 exons. Lineage: Eukaryota; Metazoa; Cnidaria; Anthozoa; Malacalcyonacea; Xeniidae.
UUUACUUAUGACUAUAUUGAUAUUCAAAGCCGAGUGAAAAUAACUCAAAAAGUCUUUUGAGCAACUUCCGCUUGUUUUUCAUCUUCAUGUCGCGUUUUGCUUGUCUUUGCCAUGUACGAAACAGGUACUUAUAUUGAAUUUCAACUCCACGAUUAAACAAAGCCGAAUAUUUAAAAUCGGCACAACGAAGAUAUCCGAUUGUUUUCCGGUUUUUCACGAGUCAUCAUAGCCGACAUUGCGAAGUAAGCACUCUAGUUUCGUACAAGUUUUCACCUAAAAAAACUUAUUUCUUUUCGGGCAUGUGCUAAUGAUGGUAUCUGGAAAAGAUUUUGGAAAAUUUUGACGUUGUGUGGAAGUAGCCUUUUUGUUCAAUUUAUGUUCGUAACAACAAAUGUUAUGACAUGAACUGAAUUUGUGUUUAGUUGACUGGAUAAAUGACGCAUGACCGAGGAAUUGCUAGUAUUCCAUUGAUGUAUACGAAAGCUUUCUCAGCUUAUGUUUCGAGUACUUGACCGCCUCCAACGUUUCAAGACAAGACUUGACAAAGUGUUUUGAUAGACGACGAAAGCUCUUCGUGUAUGAAUUUCAUGUUUCAAGUGCAUAUGGACGAUAAAAUUGGAUUCUUGUACAAGAUAAACAAAUUCUGAUUAUGAUGUUAAUCAAGGCCUUCUGACGAUUCGGUCUACUACAUAAAUUCUCUGUGUACUCAUAUUGUUCAUCACAGAUUAAAAAUUUCAAUAAGCUUAGUGCUCCUGAUUGUUCGUUGUUGAAAACAACGUUACGUGCUCGUAUAAAUUGUUAUCACCCGUGACUGGGCUUUUUCACAAAGAAUCUCAUCGACGUUUUAUUAUCAAAUACUUCGUACAAACAAUAAGAUCUCAGUAUCGCGAGGAAACGACAUAAAGGAUACAACGUUUGUGCAAAUAGUGGUAUUAAAACCUAUAUGUUUUUAGUGUUAAACCGUACAUUAUGUUCGUCGUUUGCAUAAAUCUCUGACAUUGGAAAGAUUGAAGAGAACGGUCGUGUUUACGUAAGUCAAACAUGGCAUUCAGAAAAGGUUCAAAGUCGAUUACUGUGGAGAAGGAAGGCUAUCUAUAUGUGUUUAAGAAAAAAUUUUCUGGUCUAAAGCCGAAGGAAAAGGCCUGGCAACAAAAAUAUAUCGUAUUACGAAAGGGUUUUAAGGAUGCACCCUGCUUGGAGUGGUAUGAAAGUCUGGAAUCCUUCAUAUCGCACAAAAAUUCAUCAAAACUUAAGUUGGAUACAAUCGAGUACAUUGGGCCUGUCGAUAUGAGUGAGGAUUUUACAUAUGCAUUCAUUUUGUUUGGAGAAAAGCAAAACAAGUUGCAAUUGGCUGCAAAAAGUGAUGGUGAACGUGCAGAGUGGAUCAAUGCACUAAAUCAUUGCCUUCGAAAUGGUCAUCAAACAAAAUCAUCAUUUAUCUCAUAUCCUAAACCUAAGGAGGGCAAAAAGAAUGGCUAUUCUGUUAAACUCGAAGACUUUGAUUGCGAAUUAAACAAGGAUAUACUACAAAACAGCAAUCGAGAUUAUGUCAUGAUUGUUUAUCCAAAUAAAAUCUCGCUAUUCAAAGUUGAUGGUAGAGGUGAAGAAAAACAUGUGUUGAGUUGGAGUUUGGAAAAUAUCAGGAGUUAUGACAGCAAAAUUAUUGACCAGAAUUUAACACAUAAGUUGCUGUCCAUUGACACUGGAAGAAGCAGCACCACAGGAGAAGGAAGAUUCAAUUUUGUCACACCUCAUGGUGAUCAGAUCAAGAGCCUCAUCAGUUUAAAUGCAAAACGAACUUUCACACAAAAGAUGAAUUCGUUUGAAAGUUCUACCAUGGAGGGAUUGUACAGUUCAAGUCCAGAAACCCCAGUCAGAUCCAUGUCAUUUUCUCCUCGGAAAUAUAAAGGCGCUCCCGGUGUUAGAAGACAGACCAUUGCUAGAGAUAGGUCAAUACCUUUCCACAAAUAUGAUUCCCCCGAAAACAAUGAAGGCUAUGGGCACUAUAUCCAAAAUCAAAACGGUUAUAUUGACAUCUUCACAGAUCAAAAAGAAGUUGAAGAAAAUCGUAAGAGAAAUAAUUCACAUUCCAGUGUGAGCAUAUUUAAAAUGGAAGAAGAAGAGAAAGCAUCGUACGUGGAUAUUUCAACACAAUUUCAACAUAAACACUAUGUUGAUGUUUUACCAGAAGAAUCAGAGACACAAAAUGAGUACGUUGAUGUAUUAGCAGCAAAUGAUGAUAAUUCUCAUCCGUCAUACGUUGAAGUUAUUGGAGAAGAAGUAAAAGUAUACAAAACGGACGUAGAAAGUCGUGAGAAUUCAUCUUAUGUUGAAGUUUUAGGUGAUGAUGUACAUUUAGUGGAACAGCAGGAUAAUGAUGUACAACAGGAGACUUACAAGUCGCUUGAAAAAAGUUUUAAAACAGGUGAAAACUUCGUGGUGGUUCGUGAGCAACAUUACCAGUCGCAGACUAUCACAUCACACGUGAUCAGUGAACAAAAUUCACGUGAAGAGGAGAAACUUGAAAGUCUUACAAAUGUUAGUUCUCCUGUACAAAGAUACCCUCUUAGUGUCACAUCUCAAACAAGUGCGGAAUUCAGUAGCUUAAGUAGUGAAAAUGACGUCUUUCAAAAUGAAAUUAACAUCGUUUCAGAAGUAUUUCACGAGGAGGAAGAGUUCGUAUCUGACGUGUCAGCAAAAAUUACCGAAGAUAUGGCGACAGAUUUCAAAAAUACUUUGACACAAAACGAACCUCCGUUACGUCCAAAGAAAAGCUUUUCACACGCGGCUACCUUUCCUUCAAUUUCUGAAGGAUUAUCUCCAGAGAGUGGUGUCAACUUGAGCGCUGAUGUCAAAUUGGAGAACGAAAAGUCAGAGGAGAAACGCCCCUUAAAAGUUGGAAGUUGGCAUAGUGACAAUGGAGGUGACGCUAGUCAUUCCGAGAAUUCAAGUUCAACCUCUGAAAGUGAGGAUGAUAUGUUGAAUUGGUCAAUGAAGGAACGAAACGAAGAUUCUAUAAUAGAGACAAGAGAACGAAGUCACACUAUUGGUGAACUUACUAGUCUUCGAGGCAACGGUAGCAUCAUGGAAUCUACUUUACUGAAGGCUUUUGAAAUGUCUUUGACUAAUCCACAACACAUCAACACUUCUCCUAAAAAACAUCCUCCACUGACGAGAGAACCGCAAGAUCAGUUGAUUUUUGAACUUGAAAAUCCCACUCAAGCAUCGAGUCCAUCGUCGAUUUCUAAGAAAGGCAACAUUGGAAGCACAAUGAAAUAUAUUUGUUCAAACUGUGGAUGGUAUAAACUUUCAAAGAAACGCACUUCUCUGAGGCCAAAUUUUCGAAAUAAACAAUGUCCGCGAUGUCAUAAAUUAAUUACGAAACAAGAGUCAAAAAGUCCCAAAUCAAAAGACAAAAGUUCUGGAGGAAUCUUGGAUAAAAUCAGAGGCAAACGGCGAAGUUCUGAUGAGAAAAUUGACAAACGCGAUCCAUCAUUUAUGAAACCAGAAAGACCAGUUCCCGUUGAACCACUGUUCGUUAAACGUGUUCGCGAUUCCAGCUUUAGUGUAGCACGUCAUAGUCCAUCUUUAGAUCAAAAACGUAGUGAACGAGGUAUUGCUCCCUCCCCUUUAACUGCCUUUAGUGCAGUCUCACUUGAUGCUGGCGAAUCACGUGUUAGUGUGAGUGCAGACGAUGGUGUGAAUAUGGGAAAAAAUCCUCAUGCUACAUCAGUCAGUGAUAGUACUUUUAAUAACAGUUUAAGUUCUACGUCACGAACGAUCUCCCCUUCGCCAUCAUCUAGUUAUAAUAAUACAGCAAAUGUUGUAUCUCGGACUAGAUCAUCUCCGCCUUUGGUUGUUGGCGCUAAUCAAGAUUCAAGUCAAGAUAUGCUUGAGGUUGAAAAAAUACCUCGAAAAAAUUCCGGUCCCCCCCUGCCGACAUUACCCGAGAUUGAGGAUCAAAAUGAUCCGAAAUACUCAGUUGAGUCGAGUCCUGGAACUCCUCCUCCUGUAAUACCACCACGACCAAGCAAGCCACCGCUACCUCCUCGCCAUGGCAGUGCUCCUGUGAUCACCCCCCUGGUUGAACGUAAACUUCGUAGAUCUCAAACAGAUCCAGUGGUUCAAACAUCUUCUUUGUCACCAAAGCUAAAAACAAAAAAUCCGGUAUCUCGAACACUCACGGAUCCUGGCAACAAUGAAAGUGGCUUAAAUGAAAGCAUUCGUAAUGCUUUAUCACUUGGUGAUCUUCUUGAUGAUAAUGGGGAAUCUCUUAGAAUGAAAGUUGUUGCAGUAUCCUUAGAUGAUCAUUUAAAUGCCGAUUUGACCCCACCUCCCCUACCACCUCGAAGAGGCUCUGGUCAAGCAAAUCAUCCGCCUCCAUUGCCUCGUAAAGCCUCAAACGAGAGUGACAAACUUCUUAACAGCGCUAACUUUUCAAGACUAGAAGCUCACCGCUUUUCGAACGAGAAUCGUCCCCAACUUCCUGAAAGAGUAAACCCGAUCGAGUCGAAUUCAAAAUUACCAUUAUCAGCUAAACGAAGUAUUGAAGCUAAAAGAGAUUUCCAGGCGAGAAAACCAAUGUUUCACAAUGAAGUUAACGAAUGAUUACAAAAGAUGAAAAUUUACAUUGAGGAAAAUCAUAUGAAUGUUUUGCAUUUGUCAGCUUGGAUCACAGAAUUUAUCUUAAUGACAUCAUUAAUUUGUAUUUUUUUUUCAUUCUUGAACUGACAUAAUUUAGUAUUUCAAGAUGUCAAAGACUUAAUGCUUCUUCCUUUCAUUAGGAGAUGUUUAAUUUUCUUAUUAAGAUACAAUAUUUUAAGACAGGAAAGCAUACACUAUUCUCAUUUA